AUGCCUCGACCACAGGCCCUUGUCUAUCGUGGACCAGCAAGCAGCAAGGGCUUGCCCGAAGCCGUUGCCAAGCUUCUUGAGACGUCCCCUCGGAACUUCGAGGUGCGUUAUGCAGGUCCUGGCGAAGCGAUUCAGGUGUCAUACGAGACCUUGAGCAAGGUGGACUUGUACGCUCAGCCGGGAGGUCCAGACCUUGACGAUGCUUGGGCCGAGACCAAAGCCUUUGCGCCCGCAAUCCGGGAUUUUGUCUCUCGUGGAGGUCGCUACCUUGGCUUCUGUCUGGGUGCGUACCUCGCCGGCCACACACCGGGAUUUGGACUGCUUCCUCGGGGAUCUGACACAGACGCCGAAAAUUGCCAGAAGGGAGCCCAGGUGACCACCGAUGAAGACACCAUCAUCCAGGUGGACUGGAACUUUACCACUGGCGACAAGGCUGGCCAGAAGGCUAAGAAUAGGUGGAUUUACUUUCAGGAAGGCGCCGUCAUUAAACGCUUUGUUGAAAGUGACACUUGCUUUGUCCUUGGGCGGUAUUCACAUAGUGGUCGUGUAGCCUCGUCUCUGAACAAGUAUGGCCAAGGCUGGGUUGGCCUCAUCGGACCUCAUCCCGAGGCGACAGAAGAGUGGUUUUAUACAAGAAAAUUCGUCGACUUUGAUAUUCUCCAUCGUAUGAUUAUUGCGUCCGUGGCUAACAACCCAUCAAGACAACUCCAUAGCCCUGUAUACACGUGGAGAGGACAACAAAUGGUCCAAGUCACCGCGCGGCAAGCCUUCCGCAGAACCGACGACUACACUCCCGGGACACGCAAGCUCAAGCUCCUUAGCGAAGACCUCCCCCUUCCUCUUCACCCAACCGCCGUCUUGAUCAAGGUACACGCAGUCUCUCUCAACUACCGUGAUGCCAACAUUGCACAUGGCGGCAACCCCUGGCCCGUGAUACCAAACGGCGUUCCUGGCAACGACGCCGCCGGCGAGGUUCUCUCCGUGGGCGACAAGGUCUCUCUCGUGUCGAUUGGGGAUGCCGUCGCCCCAAUCACGGAUUCGGCAUAUGUCACAUCUCGGUCGACAGGGCGAUCUUGGCUUGCAGCAAAUGAGGAUGGGACCCUGGCGACGCAUCUCGUUUUCGACGAAAGCCAAGUGACGAGGCUGCCUGCACACCUAGACUGGGUGCAGGCGAGUAUCAUCCCUUGCGCAGGUACAACCGCCUGGUCUGCCCUCAAGGGUGCCGCCAUCGGCCAAACGGUGUUGAUCCAAGGCACGGGUGGCGUUUCAACUUUUGCCAUCAAGCUUGCUCGAGCCUCCGGGCUGAGGGUGAUUUUGACGUCGUCGAGUGACGAGAAGCUCGAAAGGAUGAAGACGCAAUUUGGGCAACCUGAACUUGAGACGGUCAACUACAGCACAACUCCAGAGUGGCAUGAGGAGGUUUUGAGACUCACCAAUGGUGUUGGGGUGGAUAUUGUUGUUGAGAAUGGAGGAAGCAGUUCUCUGGUGAAGAGCAUGCUAUGCACGCGCCGUGGCGGCAUCGUCAGCCAAGUCGGCUAUCUCGGCGGUAGCAAGCCAGAACAUCUUGAGGACUUUAUUUCCACCAUCAUUGACCGUAGAUUAAACGUCAGGGGCAUCAACGCCGGCUCCAAGGACGACCAGGAUGGGCUGAUGAGUGCAGUUUCCGCUACAAAAAUGACGUUUGAGGACAUUCUAGACUCUGUUUGGGAGUUCGAACAGGCUGAAGAGGCAGUCGAAUACGUCUGGCAAGGGAAGCAGGUCGGGAAAGUGGUGAUCAGGGUUGUGUAA
Molecule: messenger RNA, 1788 nt
Organism: Pochonia chlamydosporia 170
Lineage: Eukaryota; Fungi; Ascomycota; Sordariomycetes; Hypocreales; Clavicipitaceae
Product: alcohol dehydrogenase
Exons: 5
Coding region: 1-1788 (595 amino acids)
Molecular function (GO): oxidoreductase activity
Source: RefSeq, a predicted model, not a curated record